GGCACCUCCCCUGCCCCAGCACUGCGGAGAAUCGUGGGCCGGCAAUAGCAGGAGAUAAUAACAAUAUUAUUAGAGCACGGGACCCGUACAUUAAAGACACGUAAAAAAAAAUAAAGCCCACCAUGUCGGUUGCCUUUGCUUCUGCUCGGCCGAGAGGCAAAGGGGAGGUGACCCAGCAAACUAUCCAGAAGAUGUUAGAUGAAAAUCACCACCUAAUACAAUGUAUUAUGGAUUAUCAGAGCAAGGGGAAAACUGCAGAAUGCACUCAAUACCAACAAAUCUUGCACAGAAACCUCGUUUACUUGGCAACAAUAGCAGAUUCUAACCAGAAUAUGCAGUCCUUGCUUCCUGCUCCACCAACGCAAAACAUAAACUUGGGCCCGGGAGGAAUGACUCAGAGCGCAUCCAACCAAUCUCUUCAUUCACAGAGCAAUCUCAGUGAUGCAAUCGGGACGGGCCUUCCUCCUUCCUCCCUCAUGCAGAGUCAGAUUAGCAAUGGUCCCAAUCACGUGCCUAUGCAGCAGUCAGGCCAGAACACCAUGCCCACAACAUCUCUGAGUAUGACUGUCAGCAGUCAUGGAACCGGGCCUGGUUACAGCCAUACAGUGCCUGCAUCUCAGAACGUGCCAAUGCAAGGCCAGGGGUCAAUAGGCAAUUAUGUCUCUCGAACAAACAUCAACAUGCAGUCGAAUCCAGUCUCGAUGAUGCACCAGCAAGCAGCGACGUCACAUUACAACUCGGCACAAGGAGGGAGCCAGCAUUACCAGGGGCAGUCCUCCAUUGCCAUGAUGAGUCAGAGCAACCAGGGCAACAGCAUGAUGGGUCAGCGACCAAUGGGCCCCUACAGAGCUUCACAGCAAGGUUCCUCGCAGCAGUACAUGGGUCAGGAGGAAUAUUACAGUGAACAGUACAGUCAUGGCCAAGGCUCAUCAGAACCCAUGAAUCAGCAGUAUUAUCCAGAUGGACAUGGUGAUUAUGCCUAUCAGCAGUCAUCCUACACUGAGCAGAGCUAUGACAGGUCAUUUGAUGACUCUACACAACACUAUUAUGAAGGAGGAAACUCUCAGUACAGCCAGCAGCAGGCAGGAUACCAACAGGGAGCUGCACAACAGCAAACGUAUUCCCAGCAGCAAUACCCGAAUCAACAAAGUUACCCAGGACAACAGCAAGGAUAUGGUCCUGCACAAGGAGCAUCUUCACAGUAUUCCAGCUACCAACAGGGACAGGGGCAGCAAUAUGGGAGUUACAGAGCUUCUCAGACAGGGCCAUCCGCUCAGCAGCAGAGGCCUUAUGGCUAUGAGCAGGGACAAUAUGGAAACUACCAGCAAUAAAAUAAUACGAUCCCGUGUCAGAUUCAUUUCAAUAGUAUUUCCAUCUUUUGAACUGGAUGUACCGGCAGUUUUGAUUAAUUGUAAUAUGUUGGUUACCCCUUAGCACAAAGCAGAGUCUGUAUGUGAACAGUGUUCAUUUCAUGCUGGAUAUGAAGCAGUGCACUACUGGUAACAAGGCAAUGCUUUAAUGGUUUGAUAUUUGGUGCUGUGUAUAGUACUGUAUGUUGAUACGACGCAGAAGUUUUUAAUUCCCCCCCCCCCCUCCCACCCCAUUCUUGAUGUUUCUAAAUAGUUUUAGGAUCAUUUGAUCACGGUUGUGCCCCGUUCUGACAAAAUGCCAGGUUAUUCUGCAUUCUAAGUAAAUACGAAGCCAUCAGUCAUAUCUCAGUCCAGGCAAGUGUCCUAUGGUAGGUUAUCAACCUUUUGUUAAACUAAAUGCAUUACAGGUUGCCUGCCAGCCUCUGAAAUCCAUGGCUCUUCACUUCUUAAGAAUAAAGGAAAGAUUAUAUUCCUUAUGUGAAGACAGUUCCACGCUAUAAAAUCAACUGCAGUUUCUGAAGUACCUACUGGGCAAACUACCCGGCGUUUAUCAUUCAGGAAUCUGCAUAAGUCCAUUAUUUCUGCUGUAAAAGGUACAGAAAGAUGAUCGAAAGAUAUGAUCAAGGAAACGUUAAUCACUGGUGGCACCUUUUAUGUAUCCACGUAAAAGAAGGUAUUUCUGUCAUGGAAAGAAAAACAGAGAUCUACAGUGUUGUCCUAUCAGAUGUCUGAAUAUUUAUUUAUUUAUUUAUUUAUUUAUUUAGUGGUGGCAGAAAAGCAACCAAAUUCGGCUUUAAAUGUGCAACAAUAUCAUGCAUAUAGAGGGGGAAUUGUUAAUGGGAUCAACCGGUGAGAGAAUACCUACAGAGGGAGAGUCUAGAAAUAUGAACUGGGGAUAUGAAAGAGCCACUAUGAGUUAUUUCUACUCAGUUUUAUAUGUCCCUAUAGGGUGUUGAAUAAAGCACUUUUGAAGUGCUUCUGUAACUGAUGGAUGAAAUAACACAUCCAGAUUUCCCUGGUGAAAGAGUAGGAUGGUUGUAAUCAGUUUUGAAUAGGAGGUUAAUUGGAAAUGUAUGCUGUAAAUCUACCUUGUGCUGUAGGACUGUCGUUUGUUCAAACCGGUGUAAUUUACAGCGUUUUGAGUUCUAGCACUUUGUGUUUUGAACAACCAGGAACCCAGUAAGACAAGAGAUAUCUCACUUCAUCUAUUCCUGUAGGGAGGAGUCUUUAAGUGGACAGUUUGCUAUGGGAUGUUGUCCAAGCACUGCCCUUGCAAUGUUAAUGCUUUCCAUUACUGAUGAAACACGAUGUGUUUUCAGCCCGUCCUCAUUUCAUUCAUCUUUCCUGCUGGUGUUUUCAUACAAAUAAGUACUCAAAUAUCAAGGAAUGGAAAGGAUGGAGGUUUUUUCUUUAUGACAUAUCAAUAUCACAGGUAGCCAGAAUGCAAUAUUGCUCUUGGCCAGCUUGGAUGUACACCUUUCCCAUGGCUUUUCAAAGAGCUGAAAUACUUUGGAGAUAAUAUGAACAACACUUGGAAGGAAGCAGCAACAUCCCACCAACCCGAAAUGUCUUACAUUAAGAACUUCUUGAAUGUUGUGUAUAUAAUGUAUUUGAAAGAGCACUUUGGAAAUAGUUUGUACAUUUAUUUCCUAAUUUAUACAUGAUUUUGGUGUUAAUAUUUCUAACUGUUAAUAACAAAAAAAACAAAAAAACAACGUUUAUUUAAUGUCUUGUCCAUUUUUAUGUAUCGAUGUGGAACACCGACGUGAUGCCAGCAGCAUUUUGACUUUUCUUUCAUUCUAACUGUAACCAUUACCUGUUUUGUAAUACAGAAUGCUUGGAAAUUGUUUAGGUUAAACGUUAUCUGAAAGAGAA
Molecule: messenger RNA, 3245 nt
Organism: Coturnix japonica (Japanese quail)
Lineage: Eukaryota; Metazoa; Chordata; Aves; Galliformes; Phasianidae
Gene: SS18L1
Product: SS18L1 subunit of BAF chromatin remodeling complex
Biological process (GO): positive regulation of transcription by RNA polymerase II; positive regulation of dendrite morphogenesis
Cellular component (GO): nucleus
Molecular function (GO): transcription coactivator activity
Source: RefSeq, a predicted model, not a curated record